UCAGCGCGUGAAGUUGGCCGGAGCUGGCUCGGGCUUCUGUUACGCCAUUUCCGAGUCGUCUGUUAAUUAAUUUUAUAAUAAAUGUUAAAAAUGCUUAAAAAUACUAAACGGAAUAUCGAAAUUAAGGUAUUUGAUGUCGGAUCAUGAGCAAAAUUGUACGAAUAAUCAAACCCAAGCAGUUGGCGCUCUUUCUUCCAUCGAUAGUUGAAGAAACAUCGAUGUAUCGAUAGUAACAAUGAAGUUUUUCAACCUUCAGCAGCUUUACUUGAACUCCGCGGAAUUUUCGUUGCAAAUACUAUUUGCCAUUUUUACAGUGAAAAUAAAGUGCUUUGUUUUUCAAAAACUUAAUCUUUUCCACAGAAAAAAGAAGAUGUCGGAGAAUAGCUUCAACUCAAAGUAUUUGGACGAUGACGAUGAGGACGAUGCGAUUGCUGCCUCUGAGGGCAAAGUUUCGAGCCAGGUGGCCAAGCGCAUCUGGCAGCCAACCAUCGAUGAUACUACCCCUGGGGUCUGGGAGCCGCCCGAGAAGCCCUGCCCACUGGAGCGCUCUCUCUACGGCGACAACAGCAAGGAGAACGGCUCCGCCCAGUACUUCAAGGCGGCCGAGAAUUAUUCGCUGUUUGGCGCCAACUACAUGGGCUUGGAGGAGGACAAGAACAAAAAACCGCCGCCGGGCUUCGACCAAAGCUCCAGUCAGAUUGCGGCUGGAUCGGCCGGAGUAUCCGGCCAAAGCUACUCGGGGAGAUUAGCAGACGUACAUGGUUAUAUUUUAAUAUAUAUAUUUAAUUUUGUUUUUAAAACGUUUAUCAUAUUUCAGCUCUUUCUGCUGCACCUUGACGACAUCCUGCCGCAGACGUUGAAGCUACAGCCGCGCAACAAUAACCAGCCGACUGGCUGCUCCACAAUCAUUGUCAACCAAAAGAAUUGCCGACUGUUGGGUCACACCGAGGAUGCCCUGACGGAAUCCCUCAAUCAUUACUAUUUUGUUGACGCGCACAUCAUCAGCGACAAGCCGCAGGGCAAAUACAAUGUCAAGGAAGAGCACUUUAUGUCCCUGUGCUAUGCCGGACACUUGCCCGGCUACACCAUGAAUCAGAAUUAUCAUGGCCUGGUCUUCAGCAUCAAUACGAUCAGUGCGGAGCUGUUGCGCAGUGGCAAGACACCGAGACACUUCUUGACACGAGCCCUGCUGGCCACCAGCAAUGUGGACGAUGCUUUUAGGGUGCUCAAGGACGCAGGUGUGGGAGCAGCCGAUGCCUGCUCCAUUAACUUUACCUUCUUGGCCGAUCCCCGCCAGAUGUUCUAUAAUGUGGAGAUGGCGCCUUCGCCAGACCGUAAGAAUGAGUCGCUUUUGAACAUCAAGGAGAUACCCUUGGGCAAUCAUAACUACCAUGUGAAUCAAUUCGAUCGCAUACGCCAGGAUCUGGCCAACGCUCUGAUGGUCGACUCCAGCGUAUCGCGAAUGCAGGCGUUCGGCACCUACAAGCCGCCAUCGAGCGAGCAGGAUGUGCGCCAUAUGCUGGGCGAUGUCUCUGGGGAAAUGUAUUGCGUGUGGCGCGAGAAUGGCAGCUGUGAUGAGGUGGUCAAAACCAUUGCCGUUGGCAUUUUCGAUCUCACCGCUAGGACCAUGUCGCUCUAUUCGGACAAUCCCAGUCAGACGGAGCCUCACUGCAGGUUGCCUCUGCUCUUCAAGUAGCUUUAAUGCACACCCCCCCCACCCUUUGUUGGACACAGAU
Messenger RNA from Drosophila miranda, 1736 nucleotides. RefSeq lists its product as uncharacterized. The coding region runs from base 236 to 1696 and encodes 486 amino acids. The transcript has 9 exons. The record is from RefSeq and is a predicted model, not a curated record. NCBI's taxonomy places the organism in Eukaryota, Metazoa, Arthropoda, Insecta, Diptera, Drosophilidae.